CCAUAGUCCUCCAGGAUGAAUAGGAGCCCUAGCUGGUCUGAUCAACUGCAUGCAGUUCUCAAUUCAACUGAUGAAAAUAUGGCCCGGAUUAAGCAGAAUUUGUAUCCUCUUCGAGUUUCCUCUACAGGGGACCUGGCUGACACCUGGAUUUCCCCUCAUCAUUUGCCUCCACAGCCAGGGGCCCAAGCUCAUCAGCCUUGGCCUCUAAAGACUCCGGUUCUUGGAGAGAGACUGAGCUGCACUGAAUCUCACAGCUCAUCUUCUCUCUGGAAUGAAAUUACUAAGCUCCGAUCCCAGCUUCAGUCUCAGGCUCAGGUGAGGAAUUAGGUGUUUGGUGCUGUGCAGAGCCUGUUGAAGGAUCGGGAGCAGCAGAUGAAGAAGAUCACUGCUCUGGAAGCAUCACUAAAAUUGCUUCAGGAGGGCCCAAAAGGGAGAGCCCUUCUGGAGCAACGCCUGGAAGGGUUGAGAAAGGAACUGCAGGGCCUUCGGAACCAGGUUCAAGAGCUAGUCCAAACCCAAACGAGAACAAGACCAGGGAAGUUCAGUAGUACCAAUGGCUUUCACCAAGAGCUGCGGACUGAGCACCAGCUUUUGUGGGAAGAGUCAGAGAUUCUUCGGGAGGAACUGAAGUUGCUUCGAGACCAGCUGAGCCAACAUCAGGAGUUGCUGCUGGAACAGAUAGCUGAAGGGCGCCAGGUUCAAGCCCGCAGCUGGAAGACGUUGGAACACCUACAGAGUGACCAGAAGGGCAAGUUUCAGACCUUGGAGGUUACCAGGACAGAGGCCCCUGAUGCCCAGAAGGAGGAGCCCUACUUCCUCAGCUCUGAAGUCAGUCUUCCAGACUGUGACCGUAGCUGGGAACUUUUAAAGAAACUAGACAGGGAACUCCAGAACUCCUUUUCUAACCUGGAACCCAGCAGCUCUCAGUCCCAUGCUCAGAGUCUUGGGCAAGAGGAUCUGUUCUUUCAAGGCCCCAAGAUCUUCCAGAGUGAGCUGUAAGGACUUGUGAGAAGAAUGAGAUGAAUCCAUCAAGGCAGUCUUCUCAUCCCCUCCGGUAUGUGCCCUCUUUACUGGGGCGCCUCACUGUCCAACCAUUACUGCUCCCCAGCUAAUUUCAAAUAAAGUGGGUCACUCUC
Messenger RNA from Peromyscus leucopus (white-footed mouse), 1136 nucleotides. It is a transcript of the gene Ccdc163, whose product is annotated as coiled-coil domain containing 163. The record is from RefSeq and is a predicted model, not a curated record. NCBI's taxonomy places the organism in Eukaryota, Metazoa, Chordata, Mammalia, Rodentia, Cricetidae. The transcript is spliced from 10 exons.